AAAUCGUGCGGGCAGUGUUGGCAUUGUAGACGGUGGAUUAAAUGGAAGCAACAUUGUCUUCAGCGACGGCAAGAGGAUGUUGGAACCAGGCACGUCCUUCGGCAGAACCUUUGUUGCUGAGAAGAGUGGAGGCUGGCGAUCGGAAUCCCUGUUUACUCUCCAUUGCGCGCCCUAACAAGUUCGUGCAGCUAUCACUGACUCGAACUGGCUAUCGCAGCACCAAUAAUCUUCUCUUCAAGGUUUUAUCUGCUGAAAAAGAACAAGUUCACGUUGUAGAGGGAAGGAGUGUCGAUGAGUUAUAUGAUGCAUUGGUUUCACGUCUUCUGCCUCCAGUGUCAGUUUCAUCAAGUCCUAAUCAUAAGCUUUUAGUUGGCUUGGCUGGUCCUCCAGGUGCUGGAAAAAGCACUCUAGCGCAUGAAGUAGCCAAACGUAUAAACAAGCUUUGGCCAGAGAAAGCUUCCUCCUUUGACUCUCAGAUUCAACCGCCAGAUGUUGCUGUUGUGGUUCCCAUGGAUGGUUUUCAUCUGUAUCGUUCUGAACUUGAUGCAAUGGAGGAUCCCGAGGAAGCACAUGCUAGAAGGGGAGCUCCAUGGACAUUCAAUCCCUUGCGACUGCUUACAUGUCUCAAGAAUCUAAGGAUUAAUGGAUCUGUGUAUGCACCAUCAUUUGACCAUGGUGUUGGGGACCCAGUGGAAGAUGAUAUCUUUGUGAACCUUCAGCACAAAGUUGUUAUUGUAGAAGGUAACUAUUUGCUCUUGGAAGAUGGGGGAUGGAAGGAGAUAUCAUCUUUGUUUGAUGAGAAAUGGUUUAUUGAUAUUGACAUUGACAAAGCAAUGCAACGUGUUUUAAAGAGGCAUAUUUCAACUGGUAAACCGCCUGACAUCGCUAAACAGCGGAUAGAGAACAACGACAGGCUCAAUGCAGAACUUAUAAUAAAGUCCAAGAAAAAUGCUGAUAUACUAAUCAAGUCAGUUGAUUUCUGAGGAAUCUGUUCGGCUUUGAGCUAAGUCAAACCCAAGAGAAUAUUAUAACUUCAGAAGGAUGUCUGUUAUGAAAGAAUUGUUAUUAUGAUUUUUCACUAGACCAAUAAACUGCUCUGUUGUAUACUACAGAUGCUGAUAUACUAAUUAAUAUUUACAGAAAUUCAAACAUGAAUGUCCUUUUUUUUAUUUUUUAUUUUUAGGUUAUUAUUUGAUUCAAUGUACUUGCAAUGAAACUCAGACUGUCAUUUUAUGAACAUGUAUUAUGUAAUUUUCU
Molecule: messenger RNA, 1257 nt
Organism: Abrus precatorius (Indian licorice)
Lineage: Eukaryota; Viridiplantae; Streptophyta; Magnoliopsida; Fabales; Fabaceae
Product: putative uridine kinase C227.14
Exons: 12
Coding region: 42-983 (313 amino acids)
Cellular component (GO): cytoplasm
Molecular function (GO): kinase activity; ATP binding
Source: RefSeq, a predicted model, not a curated record